GGGAGAGCGUGGAGGAGAACGCCAACGUGGUGGUGCGGCUGCUCAUCCGGCGCCCCGAGUGCUUCGGGCCGGCGCUGCGCGGGGAGAGCGUGGAGGAGAACGCCAACGUGGUGGUGCGGCUGCUCAUCCGGCGCCCCGAGUGCUUCGGGCCGGCGCUGCGCGGCGAGGGCGGCAGCGGGCUGCUGGCCGCCAUCGAGGACGCCAUCAAGAUCUCCGAGGACCCGGCGCGCGACGGCCCCACCGUCAAGAAGGACCGGAGGAGGGAGCUGUUUGGCGCCGAGGAGGCGCACGAGGAGAACCGCGUGCACCUGGGCAACGCCAUCAUGUCCUUCUACGCCGCCCUCAUCGACCUGCUGGGCCGCUGCGCCCCGGAGAUGCACCUCAUCCAGGCUGGCAAGGGAGAGGCGCUGCGGAUCCGGGCCAUCCUGCGCUCCCUGGUGCCCCUCGACGACCUCGUGGGCAUCAUCAGCCUCCCGCUGCAGAUCCCGGCCUUCGGCAAAGACGGGAACAUCGUGGAGCCCCGCAUGUCGGCCAGCUUCGUGCCCGACCACAAGGCGCCCAUGGUGCUCUUCCUGGACCGCGUCUACGGCAUCGAGACGCAGGAUUUCCUCCUGCACGUGCUCGAGGUGGGAUUCCUGCCCGACAUGCGGGCGGCCGCCUCGCUGGACACGACGUGGGGUCCUUGA
This is a messenger RNA of Tinamus guttatus (white-throated tinamou), 686 nucleotides long. The record is from RefSeq and is a predicted model, not a curated record. Lineage: Eukaryota; Metazoa; Chordata; Aves; Tinamiformes; Tinamidae.